Messenger RNA from Glycine soja, 2159 nucleotides. RefSeq names its product acyl-lipid (9-3)-desaturase-like. Gene Ontology annotation, biological process: lipid metabolic process. The record is from RefSeq and is a predicted model, not a curated record. The transcript has a single exon. Gene Ontology annotation, cellular component: membrane. NCBI's taxonomy places the organism in Eukaryota, Viridiplantae, Streptophyta, Magnoliopsida, Fabales, Fabaceae. Gene Ontology annotation, molecular function: oxidoreductase activity, acting on paired donors, with oxidation of a pair of donors resulting in the reduction of molecular oxygen to two molecules of water. The coding region runs from base 143 to 1489 and encodes 448 amino acids.
UUAGUUAAGGCACAAUUUGAAGUGAGCUUUUCUUCCCGGGACACGACGAUAGUGUGUCUUAGCAAGUGUUGUUACAUAAAGCCUACCCUUUCCCUCACUCACUCACCCACUCACCUCACCACUUCUAUUCCAUUCUCACUCAAUGGACCCUCCCACAUCCUACAUUUCCUCCGAUGAGCUCCGCAAGCACAACACGCGCCACGACGCCUGGAUCUCCAUCCACGGCAAGGUCUACGACGUCUCCUCCUGGCUCCACCGCCACCCCGGCGGCCCCCUCCCCCUCCUCAGCCUCGCCGGCACCGACGCCACUGACGCCUUCCUCGCCUUGCACCCCCCGAACUCCGCCUCCCUCCUCCUCCCCGCCUUCGCCACCCCCCACCUCCUCUCGGACCACUCCGUCUCCCCCGCCUCCUCCGACUACCGCAAGCUCUUCUCCGACCUCUCCUCUCUCAACCUCUUCAACCGCAAGGGCCACACCACUUCCAUCCUCCUCUCCCUUAUACUCGUCCUUUUCCCUCUCUCCCUCUGUGGAGUCCUGCUCUCUGACAGCACGUGCGUGCACGUGCUGUCCGGAGCAUUAGUAGGCUUCCUCUGGAUUCAGAGCGGCUGGAUAGGCCACGACUCCGGCCAUUACAAUGUCAUGCUCAACCCCCGCCUCAACAGAGCAAUCCAGAUUCUCUCCGGCAAUGUCCUCUCCGGAAUCAGCAUCGGCUGGUGGAAGUGGAACCACAACGCCCACCACAUUGCAUGCAACAGCCUCGACUUCGACCCCGAUCUCCAGCAUUUGCCCUUCUUCGUCGUCUCCUCUAGCUUUUUCAACUCCCUCACUUCCAGAUUCUAUGAAAGAAAGAUGAAUUUCGAUUCCUUCUCUAGGUUUUUGGUUAGUUAUCAGCACUGGACUUUUUACCCCGUGAUGUGUUUCGCUAGGAUUAACUUGUUUGCACAGUCUUUUUUCUUGUUAUUGUCUAAGAGGAAGGUGGAGAACAGAUGGAGUGAGCUUUUGGGGCUGCUUGCGUUCUGGGUUUGGUACCCUUUGUUGGUUUCCUUCUUGCCCAAUUGGUGGGAGAGGGUUUUGUUUGUUUUUGUGAGCUUUUCUGUUACGGGUAUUCAGCAUGUGCAGUUCUGUUUGAACCAUUUCUCCUCGGAGGUGUACCUAGGGCCACCGAGCGGCGGCGAUUGGUUCGAGAAGCAGACCAAAGGGACUCUUGGUGUGGACUGCUCUCCUUGGAUGGACUGGUUUCACGGCGGCUUGCAGUUUCAGGUGGAGCACCAUCUGUUUCCCCGGCUGCCACGGUGCCAUUUGAGGAAGAUUGCGCCAUUGGUUAAGGAUCUUUGCAAGAAGCAUAAUCUUCCUUAUAAUUGUGUGUCGUUCUGGAAGGCCAAUGUGCUGACGAUUCAGACUCUGAGGAAUGCUGCUUUGCAGGCAAGAGAUGGUUCCAAGCCGGUUCCCAAGAACUUGGUUUGGGAGGCUGUUAACACUCAUGGAUGAAGGGGAUUUGAGUGGAGCUUCCUGUGGUUUUGCUGUCAUUGAUGGUUUGAUGGAGGUGCAUUGGUAGGUAGGGAUGAAAGUUAUAUAUAGUUGCAUAGGUGCUCUUGGUGUUGUUCUCCUAUCAGAAUUGGAGUUUUUCUAUCAUUAUUAUGUGGAUUACCAACAUAAAACUUCAAAUCUGAUUGGAGGAAAAAACCAAACGCAUCCAAGAAACUGCAUAUAAGUUUUGUCCCGUAGGUGUCCUUGGUUUUGAAGAGAGAAUAAUUGAUUUGCAACGGUUACUCAUUGUCUUGGCAGGGGAUUGGCUAAUCUCCUUUUGGAAAUGGGUAAGAAAGAAACUACUGACACUUGUCAUAUGUGGUUUAGUAAUGCUCAGCACUUCAUGCUUGAGAAUGUAAGAACGGUUUAUCCUGCUUUGGCCUUUGGCAGUUUCAUUAUGAGCCCAAGGGUCUCUAUAUUAUUAUAUAACCAUUUGUAUUAUGUCUUUGAAUACAUUGUCAUUUGGAGCAAGAAAUGUACCUUACGUUAAUUUCAAAUUCUCUAGAUGAAUGUCAUUUCCUGCUUCUUGUUUAGUUCUCCAAUCAGUUUAGUAUAACUCUUUGUUGUUGUACAACUAGAUGGUAGCAAAUUGUAGCUUCUAUUAUGAAAUAAAGUUUGUUAUUUAUAAAAA